This is a messenger RNA of Adineta ricciae, 942 nucleotides long. Lineage: Eukaryota; Metazoa; Rotifera; Eurotatoria; Adinetida; Adinetidae. The record is from the annotation of a GenBank genome assembly.
AUGGCAUCACGUCAACUGCGAAUCGAAGAACAAAACAUUUUUAACAAUUUCAUUUUUGUGCAAGAUAAGCAAGAGUUAAUUAGCCUGGCACGUGAUGGACAUAUACAGAAAUUUAGUUCUUCAGGCCAAUCGCUGGGACAAUCAAAAAAUACUUAUCUCUCUAAUGAUCGACAUCAAAACAUCGCUUUUCUAGAAGAUCGACAAAAUAACAAAUAUAUUAUCUGUCAAGAUGAAAAAUACAAUAUUCGUUUAAUACGCUAUGUUGAUCUAGAAGAUGUAGCAAAUCCCAUCGAAAAUGAUACCUAUAAUCACGUGUUGGACACUACAUCAAAUACAGCUGUUGUAAGUUUGAAUGCGAAUGGUAAUGUUCAGGUUUGGAAACGUGGUGAUGAUGGAUUAUAUACUAGGAAAUAUCUGAGUACGAUAAAAAGUUAUUAUAGUCAAGAUGCUUAUAAACCACUUGCAGUCAUAGGUGAAGAUAUUAUCGUAACGCAAGAUGAUGAUUCGCAUAACAAUUUUAUAUUACAUUAUUGGCAAAGUAGUGUCCAAAAAAAGAUUUCAAGCAGUAUUAAUCCGAAUGUUUACUGCAUUCAGCCAUUUCCAACGGCUGGAUUAAAUUUUGUCGUUGCAUACGACGACAAAACAAUUAUGAAAUAUUCAGUUGAUGAGAAGCAAAACAGAAUCGCAGAAACGAUUGUAAGUCGUGAUGGUAACAAUGGCAACGGUUGGAAAUCUUUGUCUAUAUCAAGCAAAGGGCAUAUAGCCUUUAGUGAAAAUACUGACCGACAGGUUAUGCAUAUCCAGUAUAAUAAUGUAGACGUGAAAACAAUUCGUUGUCCUACUCUUUUACAUUUUAUUGGAUGGAUAUCUGAUGACAGCAUUUUAGUAUCGAGAAGCAAAGAGGAUGUUUAUGUUAUGGAUAAUGUUUUAGCUUCACCUUAG